This is a messenger RNA of Echinostoma caproni, 1341 nucleotides long. The record is from the annotation of a GenBank genome assembly. Lineage: Eukaryota; Metazoa; Platyhelminthes; Trematoda; Plagiorchiida; Echinostomatidae.
AUGGAUUCUGAGUCGGCAAAAACUGCUAGUGAAAUCAUCGAUCGACUAAAAAGCCAAGGACUUUUCGAUAGGAUUCGGAAACAAUGUCUGGAGGAUAUCGAUAUUGACGAGAAUUAUCGUCGUUUGGAGAGUCAGGCCGCUUCGUUUGUGUCAGAUUUUUUACGGGGUCGUGUGAAACCACCUACCUCUGAAAAAUUGAAACUACGUGAACGGCUUCGUAAUGAAUUGAUGAGAACACAGAUGCUAACCGCUGGUGUCGAUCUGAUCGUCAAAAAUGCCGUCAAAUCGAAAUUGCCGCGUAAUUUUCAAGAUCAACUCCGGGCGGUUGUUUGUGAAUCGCUCGGGGUUGCGGGUCCCUCAACAAAUUCUCAGGUCGGUGAGAAUGACGUGGAUGAACUGGCUCAAGGCGAUGAUGCAAUGGAUAUUGAAUCUACAAAUUCGCUCAGUCCUGUGGAUGCUGAAACUUCGAGUCCUAUUUUGAACAAUCAGUUGUAUACGCAGACAAGCUUGCAGCGUGAUCCGGUCAUAAAUGAAGGCCAGGCUGCUUCGGCCACACACGUGAUAUGGAAUGGCGUCCAGCUGGAAUUGGACGAUGUCUCAGACGAGGAUGAGAUAGCGGCGAACAAACAGCCGCGUGAUACAUGCAACCACAGUGCACGAGAUCCGCAUCACCACUACCAGCAAUACUACCAUGGGCAUCAUCGCUCGGAUAAUCAAGCACGCUAUCCACAUUCUCCCCUCUCCACUUCUCCCGUUUCGGACGGUUCAUCUCCGAAGCUUGGGGAUACAACAGGUCCAUCCAAAUUGAAGGAAUACUUCAUGGCUCAUCGACAUCAAGGUGGGCGGCAGCCUUCGGAACAUCCGAGACGUAGUUCUCGGGAUCUGGACAUUCCGCACCGACUGCAUCGGGAUUCCGAAGCGUACAAUCCUGCACCGUUUACCCGGUACGACUCAGGGUCUUCAUCAGAAGAGGCUUAUGUUCCUGGAGCGACAGAUGUGCCUGAGUUUAUGCUUCAGGCCCCUCAUUCAUCUACAACUCGUGGCCCACGUCGUUCAGCCUAUCCGCAAGGGGGAAACUCACCCAUUCUUCGUUCGCCUAAACUGCGUCCCUCUGGACGUCUGUUUAGAGAGCAUCGAUCCGAUUAUUGUGAUCCACAGGCAUUGCAACAACCAAUGACUGUUUCACGUCAUAGCGGUUCACGACAUCGUAAUUCCACCAGUGAAUCCAGUAGAAGUCCGGAUCCUCCAAUUAACCGGAAACGUAAGUUCCCUGAUGACAGCAUGCCGUUUACAGUCUCGAUUGUGUCAAAUUACUUCCCAGGGAAAAUGGCGAUUUCCUAA